Messenger RNA from Peronospora farinosa, 585 nucleotides. The record is from the annotation of a GenBank genome assembly. Lineage: Eukaryota; Oomycota; Peronosporomycetes; Peronosporales; Peronosporaceae.
AUGGAAGUGCAGAUCAACACGAUGCCGAUCAAUCAAAAUUCCAAGAAGCGAAAGAGUCUCUUCACCGCCGUGCCAUCCUCUGCGUCGUGUGUGUCGGUCUGCAGCAGUUUGCGCUCGCCCAUGACGACACCGCUAUCAAUAGCACCGACGUCACCUUCGUCUACAACCUCUUCAUCAUCUGACAAUAUCAAUCUGUCAACUGCCUUAACGGCGCUCAAGGUAUCACUCAAGCGCGACUUUGAAAGCGUUGCACCGCCUACACCGGCCGUCUCGCCAGCCCACGGUCGUAGUGGAGCCAAGCGUACCCGAUUCGACUUUGACGAGCUUGAAGCGUCAGACGCUGAAGAACAAGGCCGAUUCAAGGCUCCAGCACCACCUACGACUGUAAAUGCGUUGCUGGCUGUCAGCAAUCGCAUCAAGUUUGAGCUGGACAAGCGUCGACGUAAAGAAAGUGAACGUGUACAGAGACCUCGCAGAAGAAAACAAUUGAGCUACUUUGCUAUCGUUGGAGCCUUUCAGCGUGCAGCGCACGAGCGCGAAGUCGCCAUGCAGCUUGAAUGCGUCGUUGAGGCGUCGACGGAUUGA